Molecule: messenger RNA, 1005 nt
Organism: Plasmopara halstedii
Lineage: Eukaryota; Oomycota; Peronosporomycetes; Peronosporales; Peronosporaceae
Exons: 2
Coding region: 1-1005 (334 amino acids)
Source: RefSeq, a predicted model, not a curated record
AUGGAUCUCGUCAAGCCUAUCACAUCUGAUCAUGAUCUCAUCGAACUUGCCAAGCGUAUUGGGGUGCAUCUCGAUGAAAUAUUUGAGUCAAACGAGAUCGCAAAGCCACUUCCGAAGAAAGGUUCAUACCUGGUUCUACUUAAACCGCCUAAUCUCGAUGUAGGACACUGGACGGCUGUUCAUAAUGGAGAAUAUUUUGAUAGCAUGGGAGAAGCGGCGCCUACUAAGUAUGGGGUCGGGCGAUAUAAUCCCAAACAAUAUCAAGGGAAUAUAGCAAUCAUGUAUCGUGAAUUAACGAUUUCCAGCGACGUUCCAGCUCCCAAGCUGACUAAAGCCCUCAAGACAGGUAAGCUAAGUCUUACAUCUGAUCAACUCAAGGGUUCAGGCUCUGUUAUCCAUCUCCACCCAGCUUCGUAUGAGAAAGCGCUAAAGGCACGCAAGGCAGGUCGUGGUGUUAGACUUGACAUUACCAGACACGAGAUCAAGAAAGGUUACAAGAAACUCCAAGGGGGAUCCAUUUGGAGUAAAAUCAAAUCUGGGUUAUCAACAGCAUUCAAAUUUGUAAAAGACAGCGGAUUGCUUUCAAAGGGAUUAGACGCGGCGGUUCCGGCUCUUGCGACAGCGUUUGGAGCCCCUCAAGCAGGAAUCCCCGCAAGAGCAGCUAUUAAGUCAUUGACAGGGGUUGGAGUAUAUGACUCUGACAGCGAUGUAGAGAAAGAAGGUGGCCGUAUUUCGGUAGCGGAUGUUAAGAAGGCGGCAAAGAAUGCACUAUCCUACGCUAAGCGAAAGGGGCUUCUAACCGAUGCGGUCGAUGCAGGUAAAAAGUUUUUACUAUCAAAGGCAAGCAAACCGGAACAUGAAACUCUAAUCAAGUCAGUGCGAGGUGAGGUAAAGAGACGUUAUGGUGUGGGAGUUUCUAAGAAACCAGCUAAAGGCAGUCCUGAAAUGAAGGCUAAAAUGGCCGCUUUGCGUGCUAAACGGCGAGGGGGAAGUUUUCGGUUAUGA